Molecule: messenger RNA, 375 nt
Organism: Caenorhabditis remanei
Lineage: Eukaryota; Metazoa; Nematoda; Chromadorea; Rhabditida; Rhabditidae
Exons: 3
Coding region: 1-375 (124 amino acids)
Source: RefSeq, a predicted model, not a curated record
AUGGCGCCUCCAUACAAUCCUUAUCCAUAUGCUGACAAGAAUCACCUAAAAAUUCCAGAUGUUUUUCCGACAAUGCAUGUUUUGAGAGGGUUCCCCGCCUACAUCCCACUUCCCUUCCAUGACACUUAUCGACGAGUCCGAACAAAUUCUCAAAAUAAGAAAUACGAGCACAUUUAUAAGACGUGUUCUGGAAAUAAUUGUGGAUUUUGGAUGAAUGUUAAGAACAACAAAACAGUACCCGCCGGACGUACGGAAUUCAAUAUUUACCUUGGGAAGCUAGUUGUGGAGAACAUCAGACAACAUGAUGCAGGGAUGUAUAUGACAGGGGAUAGGAAUAAUUCAAUUAUGGUUUACACUUUGAAAGGAAUAUUGUAG